This is a messenger RNA of Acaromyces ingoldii, 688 nucleotides long. RefSeq names its product U6 snRNA-associated Sm-like protein LSm7. Bases 102 to 548 code for a protein of 148 amino acids. The transcript is spliced from 4 exons. Gene Ontology annotation, cellular component: Lsm1-7-Pat1 complex; U12-type spliceosomal complex; catalytic step 2 spliceosome. Lineage: Eukaryota; Fungi; Basidiomycota; Exobasidiomycetes; Exobasidiales; Cryptobasidiaceae. The record is from RefSeq and is a predicted model, not a curated record. Gene Ontology annotation, molecular function: RNA binding. Gene Ontology annotation, biological process: nuclear-transcribed mRNA catabolic process; mRNA splicing, via spliceosome.
AGCUGCAACGAACAAGCGAGGGUGAACGAGCCAAGAAAGACGACGGGAAGGUAGCAUUCUUUGGGUACUAUCGAUACAGUCCACAACAGGAGGACUCGACAAUGUCAGAGAGGGGCGGUCGUGGAGGGCCCCGAGGUGGCGGCGGACGUGGGGGUCCAGGUGGACGCGGCGGCGGCUCAGGUAACCCAGGCCGAGGAGGCGGCGGUGGAGGCGGUCGAGGUGGUGGUCGAGGCGGAGGACCAGGAGGUGCGGCUGGCGAGAGGCCGAAAAAGGAAGCCAUUCUGGAUCUGGCUAAAUAUGUCGACAAGCGGGUCAGGGUUAAAUUCACCGGAGGGAGAGAAGUCAUUGGCACAUUGAAAGGUUACGACCAGCUGAUGAACCUCGUCAUGGAUGAGGUCGAAGAACUGUUGCGCGACCCAAGCACGGGCGAAUGGACCGACAAGACGCGGCCCCUGGGCCUGGCUGUACUCCGAGGCACGGCCCUGACUGUCAUCAAUCCUGCGGACGGCUUCGAGCAGAUCGCAAACCCAUUUGUAAACCCGGAGUGAGAGUCAAUGUUGCAAUGUAGAAAGUCGUCAUAAAUAUCUUUGCCCGCCCCUCAGCGUUACCGUCUUAUGGGCAAUAAAAAGUGACGGAAAGAGCGGGGAAGGGAAGUGUUCGUAACGAAGACCCUGAACGAGGUUCGAAG